Lonchura striata (white-rumped munia) is the source of this 2254-nucleotide messenger RNA. NCBI's taxonomy places the organism in Eukaryota, Metazoa, Chordata, Aves, Passeriformes, Estrildidae. The record is from RefSeq and is a predicted model, not a curated record.
CCCCGGCAUGGACAGCGACGCGAUGCAGGGCGGGCUGCGGCGCAACGAGGCCCGCUUCAUGGCUACCAUGAGCCGCAUCCUGGAGGAGUACAAUCAUCCUUUUGAAGAUGACAUACUUGUUUCCAUGGACACUCUCACUUACGAUACACCUGACGGACCUAAACAAUGGGAGAAAGUGUCACGGAAGGAUGCUAGAAAAUGGAAAAAGAAAAUAUUUAAGCAUAAUAGUCAAAGACCAAGGAUCACAGAUGAAGAAAGUGAUGACGUAGUCUCAGUAGGAAGAAAAUUUGAAGGCAUUCACCUGCAGAAUCUGAUUGCAGAUGAUGGGCAAAUCUUUAAGAAAGAAAUCGUUCCAGUGGAUGUGAUAGUACAAGGUGAUGGGAGAAAUAUUCCCAAAUGGAUAACGGUAACAACUCCAAUUUCAUCUAAAAGUCAUCAAUCAACUUCGCCCGGGCAAAAACUGCUUGGCUGUCAAGCUCCUGUUUGCAGAAAGAAGCUAGAGCUGUCAAAUGAGUGUUCUUCAUCCAAAUAUCCACAGUUACAGCAUUCUGUUGUUCCCAUUUCAUCAAAUACAAUAGCCUCACCCUGGCAUCAACCUUGUCCAGAACUGAGAACAACUUCAUAUGACAGUAUCCUUGGAGAAUACCAGUCUGCAGAUGGGGAAUGCUCCUUGAGCAAUACAACUCUUGCAGACUUGUAUCCAGCAAUGGUAGAGAUGUUUACAAAGCUCAUGAAGAAGCAUUCUCAGAGGAUAGUGUUCAAGUACAUGUUUGGACACCUACGGCUCAAAAAGAGGUAUUCUAGAAGACCAAAGCUCAAUGUCACUGUAGACAAAAUUAGAGGGUUUGAGCCCUGUAAACUAAAGGAAGCAUUUCACAGCACGUGUAGCUAUGGAAUUGAAGACAACCAAAAUCCAACUUCUGGAAAGAAGAGCAGAGAAUUCUGCUGUGACAGUUAUCCCAUUAGUAAUUCAUCUGGGCUGGUGCCUUAUGGUUAUACUGAUACAAAUGAAAUCAAAAUGCCCUACUCUGACUCAAGUUUAGAACAACAUUUGGCAUCUGGAAAAAGCCUAGAAAACUGCAAACACACUACUUUUCCUGAUGUUAUGGAUAGAUUAGGAGAGACAUUUCUAGUUGAAGAUAAAUUACAGACUACUGCCACACCAAAGAGUUCAGAAUACAGAGAAAUUGAAAAACAUACUUACAAACAAUUAUCAGAACCUAGUUUUAUAACAUCUACUGCCAGUUCAGAUUCAAGAGCAUUUCAUCUUGUAAAAGAGAGUAAGACUCAGAAAACUGACUCUUAUGUUGGUACCUCAGAAUUGUGUUCAUCUGCUUGUAGUUCCCCUGGUAUUAGAAACAAUUCUAUCCCUAUGACAAAUUGUUCUCCUGCGAGAUCAUCAUUAAAUACUGUGUUUGUAUAUCCUCAAAAAAUAAGUUCUGAAAGGCAAACUUCUUUCCAGCACAAAGACUCAUUUUCCUCCUGGUUUAUGAAGCAGAGUCCUUCAAGGAAGCCAAAUAAAUAUGAAGAUUCAUUUGAGGAACUCUACUACAAAGUGCGUUCUGAAGAAUUCCAAAAACCUUUGACAUUGACAAGACCACUUUUAAACUUGCAGAACCUUGAAGAGAAAGGAACAUUAGUGAAGAGUAAUCUAAGUGAUUCUGGGAGGUCUGCUAAACAGUGUGAUAUAGAAUUCGACAGACUCUUUGAGAAACUGUGUGGGGAGUCUGUUCCAAAAUCUGGGCUUCAGGCAGCUUUAAAUUUCAAGAAAUAUGAAGAAAUGCAGAUACCUGAAACUGUAAAUGCGCUUGUUAAUUCUCCUGUCCGAGCUUAUCCUGCAAUUUCCAGAAUUAAAAGAUCAAAUUUUCUAAACUAUCUUCCUUGUUCACCAGUAAAGCGACUGAAACUAACACCAGAACAUAGUUUUUCUUCAAGGAAAUGUCAGGAUAUUUUCCACAGUGAAAAGGGUAAUCUUCAGACAGGCGGCAUGGAUUUCUUGAGCAAAUGCAACUGUAGCAACCCCAGCUCUUUUGCUGAUCACAACUGUCAUUGUCAGGGUUCUAGAUCUCAUGAUUCUUCAGAUGAAAGUUUUCUUGGUAUUCCUGGCACUUCCCUGAAAGAAUCUGGGACUGGAGGUGCACACUCUGGUUGGCCUUCGGCAAUGGAGAACUGCUGCUCUUUCAGAAAUGUGAGGAAGUGUCAACCAAGGGUGUACAGAAAACUAAGCUACAGUGAUGGAAAAGACCAAUCGUGA